Brassica oleracea var. oleracea is the source of this 1123-nucleotide messenger RNA. RefSeq names its product transcription factor TCP21-like. The coding region runs from base 118 to 828 and encodes 236 amino acids. Gene Ontology annotation, molecular function: DNA-binding transcription factor activity; sequence-specific DNA binding. NCBI's taxonomy places the organism in Eukaryota, Viridiplantae, Streptophyta, Magnoliopsida, Brassicales, Brassicaceae. Gene Ontology annotation, cellular component: nucleus. The record is from RefSeq and is a predicted model, not a curated record. Gene Ontology annotation, biological process: regulation of circadian rhythm. The transcript has a single exon.
CCCCUCCUUCCUGUCUCCACCAGCUUCCUCUGCUCCUCUCUAAACCACUCUUCUUCUCGCCCCUCUUCUUAAUUCUUAUUCCCCACAUAACGGAACUCCCAAAUCCACCGACACUCCAUGUCGAACGACGAGGUAACAGUGGCUAACGGCGUCAUAGUCGAGCACACGUCAGCAACAAACAAAGGAACUCUUAACGCCGUCAAGAAACCACCGGCUAAGGACCGACACAGCAAAGUCGACGGUAGAGGGCGGCGGAUUCGCAUGCCAAUCAUAUGCGCGGCUCGAGUUUUCCAGCUGACGAGGGAGCUAGGUCACAAAUCCGACGGCCAGACCAUCGAGUGGCUCCUCCGUCAAGCCGAGCCUUCUAUCAUAGCCGCCACGGGAACAGGCACAACCCCGGCGAGUUUCUCCACCGCUUCUCUCUCCACUUCUUCCCCCUUCACGCUCGGAAAGCGCGUAGUGCGAGCGGAGGAGGGAGAAUCCGGCGCCGGAGGUGGUGAAUUAUCGGUUGGACACACGAUGGGGGCUUCUGGUGGUGGUGGGUUCUGGGCGGUUCCGGCGAGGAAUGAUUUCGGACAAGUGUGGAGCUUUGCCGCCGGAGCUCCGCCGGAGAUGUUGUUUACACAGCAGCAGCAACAGCCAGCUACACUCUUCGUCCGACACCAGCAACAACAGCAACAGGAAGCUUCUGCUGCAGCUGCAAUGGGUGAGGCUUCAGCAGCUAGAGUUGGGAACUAUCUUCCGGGUCAUCAUCUCAACUUGCUUGCUUCUUUGUCGGGUGGGAAUACCGGGUCGGGUCGGAGGGAGGAGGAGGAUGACUCACGUUGAAAAAAGGUUCCAUUUGGGUAUGUAUAGAAAACUCGUGUGUUUCAUGUCCUACUUUUGUGUUCUUUGUGCUCAGCUUUAGUUAAUUUAAAGGUUAUUAUUAUUUGUUCGAUUAGGGAUUAAGAAUAUUUGGUCUCAGAAUUUGUUUAAGAGAGUGACAGUGAGAUGGAUUGGUUGAUUGUUGUUUACUAAAAAACGCCAUAAAGAAGAGCAACAAAAGGCUCUUUGUACUGUUUGUGCGUGGUUUCUUUUAUGAUUCUAGUUUCAGUGAAGUUGAGCCCACGGGUACUAUUGAAUA